Messenger RNA from Trichechus manatus latirostris (Florida manatee), 3203 nucleotides. Its product is annotated as olfactory receptor 10T2-like. Bases 1388 to 2332 code for a protein of 314 amino acids. The record is from RefSeq and is a predicted model, not a curated record. NCBI's taxonomy places the organism in Eukaryota, Metazoa, Chordata, Mammalia, Sirenia, Trichechidae. Gene Ontology annotation, cellular component: plasma membrane. The transcript has a single exon. Gene Ontology annotation, molecular function: olfactory receptor activity; G protein-coupled receptor activity. Gene Ontology annotation, biological process: G protein-coupled receptor signaling pathway; detection of chemical stimulus involved in sensory perception of smell.
CCUAAUAGUAAAAGCCUAGAUAGCCUUGGAGAGCUAUGGAGAAAGUUUCCUUUAUCUUAGAGAAUACAUAUGGCACCAGCAACAGAGUAUUGCUUGAAAUGUGGAUGUUAAAUGUAUUUGUUAUAACAGCGCUAGAUAACCAAGACACAUAUCAUGAGAAAUAAUUGAAGGAAUGGAGAAUAUUAGUGAAGAAUAAAAGAAGACCCAUAAAGGGACAAUGAUUGUUUUAUUCAAAUAACUAAAAGACUGUCAUUUAUAAAAAGGAAUUGAACUUCUUGUAACAAUGGAUGACAAGUAGAGGACAAUGGGUAUGGAUGUAUCAAGGAGGCAUAAUUCAGCUAAGCAUAAGAAAGUUCUAAACAAAUAAGCCAUCUAGAAAGAGAACAAGCUGUUUGGUUGACUACAGAGACUGUACCAUACUUGUCCAGAUUGCUUUAAAGAGGUUCACAGAACUGGGUGCAGAUUGGCUUAGAAGAUUCCUGAGCUUUUCUCCAAUACAAAGAUUGUCUGAUUCUCUAUGGCUGGUAUAAAUGUUUUAUCAUUAUGUGAUCUCCAAAUCAAAUUAAAGCUCUUCCCACAGAUAAUGGUGAGAGUUUUUUCUGAGAACAGUUAGAGACAACAGGGAUUGAGGCAGAGAUCAGAAGAGUGGGGGGUCUCAGCCCCAGCUUUGCCAUGUCCGGAGGGUGAUUUGAGCUUUUAUUGAGUUCUUCGUCCCAGAAUUCCAUGCACUCAUAAUGAAGGAAAACCCUGUAUGUGAGAUCAUUCUAAGCCCAUUCCAAAGUCUCCAUAAUCAAUCAUGGGUAAAUAGAAUUUGAAUAAUUUUUAAAUGAAAUUACUUUAUUAACAUCUAAACAAGCAACAUUUGAGUCAGAGCUAUGAAGGGGUGUACAGACAUCCCUUUCAUUUGUUUUCAUUGUUGUUGAAUCAAAUUUUCAUAUCAUAACUUUAAAGAUAAGUGAUUUACAAGGACUGUCCUUCUCAUGUGGGUUAAGCAAAUGGUUUAAUCUUUUUGAGCCUCAGUUUCUUCUUCCAUAAAACAACAGGAUUUGAUGAGACGAGCUCUAAAUCACCUCUUGAUUUAACACACUGUGAACCUUCUAUGCACUUACGAAUACAAAGAAUGGAAACAACUUACAGAAAUAAAGAUAAUUUUUUUGUUGUUGUUUCUUUGAUUUUGGGGAUUACUUAUGCCACUGCUACCUAUACCUCCUGAUUUCUCCCAUGACGCUAUCAAUGAACUUAAGUUUCUUUGUGGCUCAUUUUUUUCAGACUAGUAUUAUCAGCUUUGUACAGAAAUAUAAAUUGGGUUUCUUUGGGGUCAUUUCAUUUUUGUCAAAUACUCUCUGCUCUCAAUUUCAGAUUGUCCGAAUCUGAUUCUCACUGACCAAUGAAGAGACAAAACCAAAGCAUGACCACCGAGUUCAUCCUUAUAGGCUUCUCAAACCUGGGGAAUCUGCAGAUCCUUCUAUUCUUUAUCUUCUUGUUGGUCUACCUGACCACUUUGACAGCCAAUGCCACCAUCAUGACAGUCAUUCACCUGGACCGGGCUUUGCACAUCCCCAUGUACUUCUUCCUCUUUGUCCUCUCCUGCUCUGAAACCUGUUACACCUUGGUCAUUGUACCCAAAAUGCUGACCAACCUGCUUUCCACAAAUCCAAGUAUUUCUUUCUCUGGAUGUGCUGCCCAACUCUACUUCUUUGUGGGCUUGGCUUGUACCAACUGUUUUCUCAUUGCUGUGAUGGGCUAUGAUCGGUACGUUGCCAUCUGCAACCCUCUCAACUAUAUGCUCAUUGUCAGUAGAACCACCUGCAUGCAGUUGGUUUUAGCCUCAAGCUUCUGUGGUUUCCUGAUCUCUGUGGUUGUCAAUGUCCUGGUGUUCAGUGUGCCCUUCUGUGCCUCCAAUCGGAUCAACCACUUUUUCUGUGACAUUUCCGCUGUCAUCAGAUUGGGCUGUACAGACACCAACCUAAAGGAGAUGGUCAUCUUCUUCCUCAGCAUUCUGGUAUUGCUGUUUCCCUUUGUGCUAAUCUUCAUCUCCUAUGUCUUCAUUGUUUCCACCAUCCUGAAGAUCUCCUCAGUGGAGGGACAGAAAAAGGCUUUUGCCACCUGUGCCUCCCAUCUCACAGUGGUCAUUGUCCACUAUGGCUGUGCUUCCUUUGUCUACUUGAGGCCCACAUCCCUGUACUCCUUAGACAAGGACCGGCUGGUGGCAGUGACCUACACUGUGAUCACCCCACUACUCAACCCUCUUGUCUACACACUGAGAAAUAAAGAAGUGAAAACAGCUCUGAGGAAGGUCCUGAAUAGAUACUCAUUUCCAAAAACCGUAUGAGUACGUUAAUAAUUUAGGGAAGUUAUAUUUAUAAAAAUGUCCCAGGUAGAACUUCAAUUCUAUAAUCAGAUCAAUUCUUUUUUCUAGGUCUCCUUAAAAAAAUAAAAAAAGAAUAAGGACUUCAAGUAAACUUGAUUCUUUUCACUGGAAAAUUCUUCCUCAGGUUUAGCUUAUAUCCAAUAUACUAAUGUAUAGGUUGUACCAAUUAGUCUCCAGAAAGUCAGGUGAACAUGGAAAUUUUCAAAGACUCAAGCCAUUGCUAUUUUCAUAUCCUAUGAACGUCAGUUUUCUCAGAUCAACACUUCAAGUACUGUGCUGUCUUUUUGUGAGUACCCACCCUGUUGAUGCCCAUCCUACAUUGAAGGAAACAGUGGAGACUAUUGUUUUAAAUCUCUGAAUGCUUGUAUAUAUAUUUUGAGGUUUAAAGGAAACAUUCACAAUAAGUUGAUUAUUUCUAGACAAAAUAAGAAUUCACUGAUGAAUAGAUAAGAAGGGAAUUAAAGUUCUAGGACACCGGUAGUAGAGUAGAAAACACAGACUUUGGAGUCACAAAGAUCUGAGUUUGAACUUCGAUUCAGAUAAUUUUCCACUUAAGUAACUUGGGUCAGGUUUGAACUCUUUUAUUAUCAGUUAUAAAGAAAUUCAGUGCUUGUCUGAUAGAAAGCAUUAAAAAAUAUUAGUUUUCCCUCAUAUCCCCCUCAUUGUCCUUCCUUUAUAAACUAGGAUUGGACUUGAUGUCAGAAACAGUGAAAGAGUAAGUUGACUGUAAAAGAACCCUGAGUUCUGUUUACUUAUCAGCUACUAUAUGCAAAGCCUUGAACUAGGUGCUGUAGAGAAUACAGUGAAGAGUACACAGUUCUCUCUUUCCUCC